UAACAAAAAGCAUGUACAUUCAUUUCCUUCCGAUCGCACUCGGUUCACUUGUCUGUUUUCCUAUUUCGGGUGAGGUUUCGAAACAGUUGUCACUGACUGCUCUACACGUGUGGACAUUUUUUGGAGAAAAUCAACAGGUCUGAUUCUCGUGUCGCCACGUGAGUAUAUUCCUCAGUGGUGUCGGGAGGUUACCAGUUACCAGAAUUAGCAACAUCGUCAUAAGAAUUCGUGACAGUUGAUUGAGCCAGGAAAAAAGAAGGCAUCAGUAAUUCUAUAGGGACGGUAUUGCAUCAACGGCGGGUUGACUCGGGAGAAAAUCUGCCCGGUCAUAUUAACGGAUCGGCAGUUUGAGCAAGCAGCAAGAGAGAGACUAGAUGCUGCAGCUUGGCUUGGAGUAAGAUGGUAUGGAUGUACCGACAGAAAAAAAGAAUUCUGGUAGGACGUUUCGACGCUCAAUCAGUCAGUCAUUCGAACGAUAUGGAAUUCGAGACCUGGGUUUCGACAAGGUGCCGAUCACCUACAGCAGCUUGCUGUCCCUGGCGACAUGCUCGUGGCUCACCCCCAUCAUGCUGGCCCUCUGUCGACGGGGGGGCGGCGGUCUGACCUCCGUGCUCCGCCUGCAGUGGUGGCCAGAAGACACAACCCAGCACAACAUCGACUUGUUGGAGGAAUGCUGGAAGGCAGAGUUGAAGACUCACGGCGAGGAGAAAGCAUCACUCGGCCGUGCAAUCCGGGCAGCUUUCAAACAGAGACUCAUCUGCUCACAAAUCCUUGUUGUCAUAUCCAUGGUGCUCUCCUUCGUUGCUUCUGCUUGCAUCUUGCGUCUGCUCUUGGACCAUGUGUCGUCUGCUGCCCCAGUCAUGGCAGACGGGGCGGCCAUUGUGGUGGGCCUCAUUUUAUGUGAAGUGUGCCGGAGCCUCACCUUCUCCUGUGCCUGGACGUACAACUACUGGAAUGGGAUGAAAGUCAGAAGUGCCACCAUGGGUCUCUUAUACAAAAAAAUACUCAGACUGAAGAGUCUUAAAGACAAAAAGAUUGGUGAACUAGUCAAUUUAUUCAGCAAUGAUGGUCAACGUUUUUUUGAGGUGAUGGUAAAUGGCCCAUUUAUCAUGUCUGGACCAAUCAUAUUCAUCGCAGGAUCGGUAUACCUUGGCUUUCUGAUUGGCCCCUGGGCUCUGAUAGGAUGCGCUACCUAUGUUAUAUUCUUUAUUGUGUUGAAGUUUGUCGCUGAUUUGAAUGGAUACUUUAGACAAAAAGCUGUCACACUUACAGGAGAAAGGGUGAGCCUGAUGACUGAAGUGUUGACCUGUAUGAAACUUAUCAAGAUGAAUGCAUGGGAAAAUGCGUUUUUUGGCAGAAUCAGCAAUAAGCGUCUUGAGGAACAGAGGGCUCUGGAACACGCUUACUUCCUGCAGAGCGUGAUGACAUCACUAGUUCCCAUGAUUCCCGUGGUGGCCUCCGUGUUCAUGUUCCUUUCGUACAUCAUGGCGGGCAAUAAUCUCACAGCCACACAGGCGUUCACCCUCAUCUCCGUCCUGUACUCCAUCAGCCUCUCCCUGGCUCUGAUGGCCCACGGUCUGCGCACGCUGGCCGAGGCGUCCGUGUCUACGGGCAGAUACAAGGAAGUCCUUGUGAUGGAGGAGAUUCAGAGCGUGUGUUCUCGGGACCUGAGUGACGAGGGGGCCGCCGUCACCUUCCACAACGCUACUCUUGGAUGGGAGUCCGAUAAUGACGAUGACGAUGAUGUAUCUCAAGUGGAAGUGAUCCCUGGCAUCAAGACAGAGGAGAUGCGGGAGUCAAAGCGCCUCAAGAUGGAGAGGGCAGUGUCGCCCACGUUUGAAACUGUGGAGGAGGAAAAUGGGGACAUAGUAGAUGGCAGCACGGUUGGUCUGUUGGAGAGCGUGUCUGUUAUAGAGAGAGCCUCCCAACUCUCACAAGUGUCACUCAGGAUUCAGGAGGGCCAGCUGAUAGGAAUCUGUGGCAUGAAGGGAAGCGGGAAGUCAUCCCUCCUGUCAGCGCUGCUGGGACGAAUGCAACUACAAGGCGGAAGGGUUGGGGUCAAAGGUCGUGUGGCCUAUGUGAGCCAGGAACCCUGGAUAUUUAAUGGCACAGCCAAGGAUAAUAUUUUGUUUGGAAAUCAAUAUGACAAAGAAAGAUAUGACCAUAUUAUCGAAGUCUGCUGCCUUGAGAAGGACUUUGAAACGUUUGGUGCUGGUGAUGGAGUAGAGAUUGGAGACCGAGGUUUGACCUUGAGUGGUGGUCAAAAACAACGACUGAGUCUUGCCCGAGCGUUGUACAGCGACAGUGACGUCUAUCUCCUUGACGACCCAAUGUCUGCUCUAGAUGUCCAGAUUGGCAGACACAUAUUUAAUCAAUGUAUAAAGGAUUUGCUGAAAGACAAGACAGUGUUGUUUGUUACACAUCAUUUAGAAUAUCUGUGUCGCUGUGACUACGUCAUCUACAUGAAAUGUGGGCGUGUCUCUGAAGCUGGUGUCCAUGGCGACCUGAUGAGUGAUGGUGGCGACUAUGCCGAUCUACAGCAGCUGUAUCAGAGCAAGUAUGAUGAGAUUCAGAGGGAGAGAAUUAAAGCUGCUGUCGCAAACAGACAAGAAAGAACUACUCCACAACGAGGGUUUUCUCGGGCUUCCAGAAAGUUUCUCAAUCGCCACCUGAGUCGGAUGUCCACUCGGGAGGGCCUACAGCCUCAGUUCAGUAUUAUAUCGAACGUCUCACAUGGUCUUGACGACUAUGAAUAUGUGGACAUUGAUGAUCUAGUCUCUGCACAGGAUGUAAAUGACAGCAAAGUGUCGUUGCACAUCUACCACAAGUACAUCAUGGCCGCAGGGGGGUACUGCGCCGUGAUGCUCAUCUUCUUCAGUUUUAUCCUGAGUAUCGGCCUACAGACUGCUGCCACCUGGUGGCUGUCCUACUGGCUGGAUCAGGGAGAUGGGAACCACACUGGGCUGUUUGACAACUCCACAGUGUCCAUCGGCAAUGUGUCUGAGAACCCAGAUAUAGAUAUGUACGCACUUAUAUACGGGUUGUUUAUAGUCUCCCUCGUUGUAGCUGUGGCCAUCAGAGGGAUCAUCUUCAUGAAGAUCAUGCUGAGAGCCAGCAGUCGUCUCCAUCAGCAGUUGUUGAAGAAAACCAUCAAGAGUCAAAUGAAAUUCUUCGACACGACCCCGCUCGGCAUAAUACUCAAUAGAUAUGCCAUGGACAUGGAUGAGAUUGAUGUUCGGUUGCCGUCUAACUGCGAGCUCUUCCUGCAGAAUGUAUUCCUCGUGUUGUUUGCCCUUGUGAUGAUUUCUGUGGUGUUUCCGUGGGACUUGCUUGUGAUUCUGCCUCUUGCCAUUGUGUUCAUAGUGUUGACUGUUAUGUUCGCUCCAGUCUUGCAGCGACUCAAAUAUGUUGAUAAUGUCACCCGCUCGCCAUACCUUAGCCAUCUCGCUGCUACCAUUGACGGAAUCUCAACUAUACACGUGUACGGGCAGUCACAGCGCUUUAUUAGACAAUUUUGUGAUAUGUUGGAUAAAAACUCAUUACCAUUCUUCCUGUUCUAUGCAGCCAAUCGCUGGCUUGCAUUGUUUCUUGAUCUUAUGACGAUCGCUGUCAUUGGUGCUACAGGAUUUCUAGUCGUAUUUACUCUGGACUCUGAGAACUCAGCAAACGCCGGCUUAGCCCUUUCUUUUGCCAUUCAGAUCACCAGCCUGCUGCAGUACACACUGCGACUGUGCGUGGAGACCAACUCCAGGUUCACAUCGGUCAAGAGGAUCCAGGACUACAUUGAGAACCUGCCAGAAGAAGGCAGCACUCCGGCCGGGGAGAACGGAGACAUUCCCGAUGACUGGCCUUCACAGGGCCAAGUCCGGUUCCGCAAAUACAACAUGAAGUAUCAUGAAGGACUUCAGCUGUCCCUCAAAAACAUCUCCCUCAAUAUCUGUCCCCAUGAGAAGAUUGGCAUUGUCGGCAAGUCAGGAUCUGGAAAGUCCUCUCUGGGUGUGGCUCUCUUCAGGCUUUGUGAGACAACCUCCGGAGCAAUUGAGAUUGAUGGCAAGAAUAUCCGGGAUGUCAAACUGUCUGACCUGAGGUCAAGGUUGUCCAUUCUGGUGCAAGACCCUGUGUUGUUUGUAGGAACUAUCAGAUACAACCUUGACCCUUCGAGCCAGUGUCACGAUGACGCGGAAAUGUGGGAGGCCUUGGAGAAAUGCCACAUCAAACAAAAGAUCGCCUCCCUUGACAAGCAGCUUGACACACAAGUGGAUGAAAAUGGCCGCAACUUUUCCAUGGGAGAAAAACAGCUGCUGUGCUUGGCUCGUACUCUACUGAGACAUACAAAGAUACUGAUCCUGGACGAGGCUACUGCUGCAGUGGACACACAGACAGAGGCUGUGGUGCAGCAGACAAUCAAGAAGGCUUUCAAGGACUGCACCGUGCUGACCAUCGCUCACCGACUCACGACAGUGCUGGACUCCGAUAAAAUACUGGUCAUGGACAGCGGCAAGAAUGUAGAAUUUGACGCUCCUUCCAUGCUUCUCCGAAGGAAUCAUUCAAAGUUCAAGUCGAUGGUUGAAGCUCUGAAACCACAAUCCCGGGAUUCCAAUAUGGAGGAAUCGCUAACAGAGCAGCUGAUCCGAGCAGAACUCGCUCGUCUGAAGGAUGCGGAUGCAAAUAACCACAUAUCAGACUCCUAUAUCUCGCUCUCGCCGAUGGAGCAGGCAAGGGAGAUAACUCCCGAUCCUGAAGUUCAUAUUGUUGAUGAACGGACUAGCUAGUUAACAGUGCAUUAGGAAUGGGGGGCUGAUCGUGAUGUUCUGCUUUAACUGUGAAACCAAUGAAUUGUGUACUGUUCUGACGUUUUACCCUUCGUGUUGGUGUUUACAGUUCACUUGUGAAGAGUCACCAUCAUGGAUUGGUGAUAUCAUGUUAAUUGGUCACAUAUGUGAUUUCUCCAUCACAAGUUGUUUUUUGUCACAUAUAUGAGUUUUCAUCGAUAUGUGUUUUGCUGUCACACAAGCCUGCAUUUUUUAAUCACAAAUUUUGUCACAAGUUGUUACUUAAAUCAGUGGCUUUCUGUCACUGUUAAUCGAAAGUGCUGUACUCAUGGUGAUAUAUAUUUUUUCAAAUACACAUAAAAUGCUUUUUGGUCACAAAUAGUAACUUUUGGGUGACAGCUAUGUGGGUUUGUGGUGCUGAUGUGUGGUCACACGUCUGUGGAAUGGUAGAUGUAUGUUUGUAUGUUGGACACAAAGUUUGUACGUCAGCAUCCUGACAAUCUGCUGAUGGAUCUCCCACACCAGAUUUCAGACAGUGUUCUUCUAUGUCGGAGGAUGCCAGGCAUCCGGC
Messenger RNA from Haliotis rufescens (red abalone), 5343 nucleotides. RefSeq names its product ATP-binding cassette sub-family C member 5-like. The coding region runs from base 405 to 4772 and encodes 1455 amino acids. Gene Ontology annotation, biological process: transmembrane transport. Gene Ontology annotation, molecular function: ABC-type transporter activity; ATP hydrolysis activity; ATP binding. The record is from RefSeq and is a predicted model, not a curated record. The transcript has 31 exons. Gene Ontology annotation, cellular component: membrane. NCBI's taxonomy places the organism in Eukaryota, Metazoa, Mollusca, Gastropoda, Lepetellida, Haliotidae.